AUCAAUUUUCGAGACAUUGAUGGGCGGACGCCUCUCCACCUUGCAGCGUCGAUUGGUGCUAAAGACGCAGUCCGCCUUCUGCUCGUCGAGGGGGCAGACCCCAACGUCAAAGAUAACAAGGGCCUGACGCCUCUACAGCUUGCCUGCUUUGGUGGAUGGGAUCCGGUUGUCACAGCGCUGCUGUCGGCCGCCGCGCUCGUGAAUGAAACGAGCGAGAAUGGGCAGACAGCACUCCAUCUUGCGACCAUAUCGCAGAACCCGACGCUCAGCGUUGUGGAGGCGCUUCUCUCAGCCCAUGCCGACGCGAACAUUAUAGACAAGGCCGGACACAAGCCUCUCUAUCUCGCUAUCAAGCACGGCUCGCCGGAAAUGGUGAAGAUCUUGCUU
Lasiosphaeria miniovina is the source of this 387-nucleotide messenger RNA. Its product is annotated as ankyrin repeat protein. The annotation marks the transcript as partial. Gene Ontology annotation, molecular function: protein binding. NCBI's taxonomy places the organism in Eukaryota, Fungi, Ascomycota, Sordariomycetes, Sordariales, Lasiosphaeriaceae. The transcript has a single exon. The record is from RefSeq and is a predicted model, not a curated record.